This is a messenger RNA of Lytechinus variegatus (green sea urchin), 1297 nucleotides long. Its product is annotated as putative nuclease HARBI1. The transcript is spliced from 2 exons. The record is from RefSeq and is a predicted model, not a curated record. NCBI's taxonomy places the organism in Eukaryota, Metazoa, Echinodermata, Echinoidea, Temnopleuroida, Toxopneustidae. The coding region runs from base 1 to 1026 and encodes 341 amino acids.
AUGGCAGCUUUCAUCCACCGCCUGCACCACAACCAGCAUGAAAUGAGACGGUAUUUGGCAGACAGACGAGUUCAUCCCUUGAAUACAUACACCAAUGCUGAACUUAUCCAACGCUAUCGAUUCGACAGGGAAGGUAUUCUUUACAUCACCAAUCUCAUCUACGAUGACAUUGCCCCUAGAGCGAAUCGAAACUUUCCUAUUGAACCCAUAGAUAAGAUAUGCACAGCUUUGCAUUUCUAUGCCACUGGCUGUUUCCAGCGGACUGAUGGCGACACACUUUGUAUCUCUCAACCAUCUGUGUCAAAGAUAAUCACGCAGGUUACCGACGCCUUACUGACCAAACUGCAUCAAUUCGUGCAUCUGCCAAAUGAUGUGGAAAGGCGGCAAAACAUGGACAGAUUUUUUGGUAUCGCUAACUUUCCUGGCAUUGUUGGCCUUAUUGACGGCACCCAUGUGAGGAUACAAGAACCAACGGAGAACGAAGAUCAGUUCGUCAACAGAAAGAGGUACCACAGCAUCAAUGUUCAAAUUGUGGUUGACGCAAGUUACAGGAUCAUCAACAUAGAUGCCCAGUGGCCUGGAAGUGUGCACGAUUCACGUAUUUUGAGACAAAGUGGACUGGGUGAGAUCCUCAACAAUGGAGACGGUCAUCUCUUUGGAGACAGUGGGUAUCCUUCUCGACGAUGGUUGGUCACUCCAUUUCUCAGGCCACAGACUCCUGCUGAGGAACGGUUCAACAGGGCUCACAAGCUCACUCGAAGUAUGGUGGAAAGAGCCAUCGGUCAGCUGAAACGACGUUUCCACUGUUUACAUGGAGAGCUGAGAGUAUCCCCCUCGAAGGCAAGUCGGAUCAUCGGAUGCUGUUGUAUCUUGCACAACAUUGCCAAGAUGCUUAAUAUACCAGACGUGGAAGGAGAAGAUGAGGAGGUUGACUUUAACCAACCGCCACAAGACAAUGCCGAGCAACAUGGGUUAGGUGGCCAAGCAUAUCGGCAACAAAUUGUCAAUAAUCACUUCACACGGUAAAUCUCAUAGAGAUUGUCCGCUGUCCUCUUUGGUGCUCGCUUUGGUGCUGUAUGAAACCCAGACUUCAUGGACAAGCGAGAUGUUGACGCAUGGCUGUCCCCAUCAACAGAAUUUGGACCCAUGUCAGAUGAACUGUGAAAUGAAGAACAAGAACUUAUAUCUAAAUAUAUAUAGCCAUUAUUAGGUUGAGGUGAAGUGGAAAAGAAGUACUACAUGUAUAUCUAUUGAUAAUUCAACUUGAUUAUUCAAAGAAAUGUAGAGAUAAAGGUUA